This is a messenger RNA of Rasamsonia emersonii CBS 393.64, 1710 nucleotides long. Its product is annotated as Amidase. Bases 1 to 1710 code for a protein of 569 amino acids. The transcript is spliced from 6 exons. The record is from RefSeq and is a predicted model, not a curated record. NCBI's taxonomy places the organism in Eukaryota, Fungi, Ascomycota, Eurotiomycetes, Eurotiales, Trichocomaceae.
AUGGCUAACUGGGAACAAAUCGCCGCGGACAAGCGCGCUCGAAUCGACAAGUCCAUUCCUCCGGAAUGGAAGAUCCAGAACAAGCCCGAGGGGGAUUCGUUUUUCGACUUCCCGGCCAAGAGUGGGAUCCUCUCCGAGAAGGAGCUGGAGAUCACGAACAUGCCAGCAACAGAGCUGGUUGCUAAACUGGCCAGCGGAGAGCUGAAAUCGGUCGAUGUGACGCUGGCAUUCUGCAAGAGGGCUGCGCUGGCUCAUCAGCUGGUGAAUUGUGCCCUGGAGUUCUUCCAUGAAGCGGCUUUGGCACAGGCAAAAGAGCUGGACGAGUAUUUUGAGAAGAACAAGAAGCCUGUCGGACCGCUUCACGGUCUGCCUAUCUCUCUAAAGGACCAAUUCCGCAUCAAGGGCAUUGAAACCUCGAUGGGAUAUGUGGCCUGGCUGGGCAAGUAUGAGACCGAAGAGUCAGUCAUGAUCACCCUCCUGCGCAAAGCGGGUGCCGUGUUCUACGUCAAGACCAGCGUGCCUCAGACACUGAUGGCCUGCGAGACGGUCAACAACAUCAUUGGUCGGACGCUGAACCCUCGCAACAAGAACUGGUCUUGCGGUGGCAGUUCCGGAGGCGAGGGAGCCAACGUUGGCAUUCGAGGUGGCAUCAUCGGUGUGGGAACCGACAUUGGUGGCUCCAUCCGUGUACCCUCUGCAUUCAACUUUCUGUAUGGUAUCCGACCAAGUCACGGCAGGAUGCCGUACGCAAAGAUGGCCAACAGCAUGGCGGGCCAGGAAUCCGUCCAGAGUGUGACGGGACCGAUUGCCCAUUCCGUUCCAGGUGAGGAUCUGCCAUUGAUUUUGCUCUGCAAGAGGUGGCAGCUAAUACUGAUCAAUUGUCUGUUAGACCUGAGAUUGUUCCUCACUGCAGUCUUGGCCCAGGAGCCAUGGAAGUACGACUCCAAAGUCAUCCCUCUGCCAUGGAGACAGAGCGAAGAGGAUGUUAUCAAGAACAAAAUCAAGUCUGGUGGUCUUACUCUCGGGUUCUACAAUUGUGACGGAAUGGUGCUUCCUCACCCGCCAAUCCUUCGCGGUAUCGAGACAGUUGUGUCGACAUUGAGGAAGAACGGCCACGACGUCGUCGAAUGGACUCCUUACAAUCAUGAAUUGGCGUUGAAAAUCCUCUAUUGUUUCUUUACCUCUGACGGCGGCGCCGACGUCCGUCGCGACAUGGACGCCUCUGGCGAGCCCCCCGUCCCCAAUAUCAACGACCUGCUCGGCUACUCGAACAGGGCCUUCGACAUCAACGAGCUGUGGGACGUCAACCUCCAGAAAUGGCGCUACCAGUGCGAGUAUCUCGACAAGUGGCGCGAGCUUGAAGAGAAGCUGGGAAAAGAGCUCGAUGCUAUCAUCGCCCCGAUAACCGCCACGGCCGCAAUCCGCCACGACCAGUUCCGGUACUACGGAUAUUCAGCCGCGAUCAACACGCUCGACUUUACGAGUGUAGUGGUGCCCGUCACGUUUGCCGAUAAGACGGUCGAUGUGAAGAAGGAAGACUACCAGCCUCUGAACGAUAUGGAUAAAGCAGUCCAAGAAGAAUACGACCCGGAGGCAUACCACGGCGCUCCUGUUGCCAUCCAGAUCAUCGGCCGGAGAUUGAGCGAGGAGCGGACGCUGGCGAUUGCGGAGGAAGUUGGACGACUGCUUGGGAAUGCCAUUACGCCAUAA